AUGUCACAUACAGCCCUAAAUAAACAUGACUCCUUCCAGUUGUCUCCACAAGAGGGUUCAGUCCAAUUGCUCUUUGCCAAUGAACCCUUUCUUCGGUAUCUCGGUGCAAGCCUACCGAUCGACUUGACUGUUGAAUUUCAACAUUUCAAAGCCAAAUUUAAUAAAACCUUCGGCACAGAAGAUGAGUAUCGUUAUUCCACGUUCUGUGAAAAUUACUUUAAAGCCCUGCUUCUGCAGUACUACGAUCAGGGAACAGCUGAAUACGGGGUUACCGAGUUUUUCCACUAUACACAGUCCGAAUUUGCGAGAAUUUAUCUCAACCAGCCCGUCAAUCUGUCAAACCGACCAGCUGACAAAAUAGUCACCUAUCCAAGUAAAGAUAUUCCGGAGAGUUGUGACUGGCGCGAGAAAGGUGCGGUCUCUGAGGUGAAAAAUCAAGGGAACUGCGGAUCUUGUUGGGCAUUUUCUGCUACAGGCAACAUCGAAGGCCAAUGGUUUCUUCGCAAAGCUGAGUUACUUUCUCUCAGUGAACAGGAGCUGGUAGACUGCGACAAACAGGACAAUGGCUGUGCCGGUGGUUUCAUGACGACAGCCUUUAAAGCGGUGGAAGAGCUAGGCGGCUUAGAGACCGAGGAAGACUAUCCAUACAAGGCUGAUACAAAGACAUGUAGUUUUGACCGAUCAAAGACGCGAUUCUACGUCAGGGGUAUCGUUCACCUACCCUCCUUCUUGUGUCCGUCCUUCAUGAUUGAUCACGGCGUGUUGUUGGUUGGUUAUGGAGUCGGACCCACCAUUAUUCAUUCUCACGUGCCCUACUGGAUCGUAAAAAACAGUUGGGGCAAGUCCUGGGGCGAGGCGGUAAGUUGCCCUUUUUACUGUCUUCUAUCCACUCAACCAACCAGUUUUGUAAAACUAACGUUUAGUGCCCACGCAUUUCAGAUGCACGAAAAUGCAAGAAAAGUCCCGCAGGCAUACGAGUACUAA
Molecule: messenger RNA, 984 nt
Organism: Dibothriocephalus latus
Lineage: Eukaryota; Metazoa; Platyhelminthes; Cestoda; Diphyllobothriidea; Diphyllobothriidae
Source: the annotation of a GenBank genome assembly